Molecule: messenger RNA, 675 nt
Organism: Cryptococcus amylolentus CBS 6039
Lineage: Eukaryota; Fungi; Basidiomycota; Tremellomycetes; Tremellales; Cryptococcaceae
Exons: 1
Coding region: 1-675 (224 amino acids)
Source: RefSeq, a predicted model, not a curated record
AUGUCCGCCAACAAUCAAGAACCUCCUGCCCUGAGGACACGUCGACGAAGUGCCCUACCUACUCCAUCCCAGGAGGAAGAAGACAUUUCCGGUCCAAUUGAUGAUCCCGGUGUUGCUUCUACUGGUGAUGCUCCUCAGUCUUCUGGGCCAGGCGAGAAUGAGCGGACAUCUGCCUUACCUACCGACAUUCCUCUCCCUCCUUCACCUCCCAUGCCGGAAGCUCCUAACGAUGAAGGGGGCAACCACAACCCCAACUCUAGCAACACCCAAGCCCCUGGCCCAAACCACGACGAUGAUGACUAUGACGAGCCUUCAGGUUCUGACCUUCCAUCCAAUAAUGGGCAGCCAAACAAUCAUGCCCCAACUGUCCUCUUUCCUACAAAUGCUGGGGCAACUACUGCGGAGCUGACUCAGCUUCGUACUCUUGAAGUUCUCGAGCGUCUCGCUGUUACUGCUUGUGCCUCCACCACUCUUCCUACCCCUACGGCUUACUCCUCAAUCCCCACACGGGCUCUCGAGCCAGAGACCAUCACUCGGGACCGAGUCAAAGUAGCCAAUGCGCCCGAACCUCUCAGCGGAAAUCGCUCAAAGCUCGAAUACUUCAUCGCAAACAACCGUAUCUACUUCGACACAUAUCCGAGUUCUCUUAUCUCGGACAAACAGAAGAUCACCUAA